AUGUCUAACCUGCCCAAUAUAUCCCUCGAAGGAGCACUCCUCCGCGACAUCCUCGUUGGCUCGCGCACGCAGUACGUUCGAGGCGCUCGUAUGGCUCUUCGACGCGAGGGCUUCAAGCCCGUCGUGGACAAGGUGUUCCCCUUCGAGGGGACGCGCACGGAGUACGAGUAUCUUGAGAACCAGCAGCAUGUCGGGAAGGGCAUGGAGAAAACGGUGGCCAACGAGAGAGACGAACGGGAGCUUAUGUCUUACACUAUGCACCCGUAUUGUAACAAAACGAGCUGGCCGAACGCGCCCGCUCCCUCAGGCUCUGCGCGCCCUCUCCUCUCGUCGGCUGCAUGCUCCUCCACUAUCACCGCCUAUCAGACCUCGCCAUCCUCGAUGGAGUCCGAUGCUGACGACUUUUUCGCGCCGCCUCAAGAUCACCGCUACCUCCUCUCCCCGUCCUUCAUCCGACACCAGGCAGGCCCAUCCGCCGGCAGUCCAAGCAAACUCUACAACCCCAAUGCCGCCAGCCCUCGACGAGUCAUUAUCGCCGCCGAGCCAGAAACCACGCCGGACGUUCCGCCGAGCUCGUAUGCUCCGCGGGGCCCGUGCCACAUGGGCCGCGCCAGGCUGCUCCCCAGUCCGGAGCGGCACUCGAUCCACUUAGACAACUCUCCUCGCAAGGACGACCCGUUCGUCGACUUUGUUGUUCUAUGUCCUCACCCGACCACAAGCAUUACCCAACGCCGCCAAUCGCCCACAUGCAGACCGCUCCACGCCGACACCCAAGUGUUCUGGAGACGUCUCCGCUUCAUCUACCUCCUCCGCUUCCUACGUGGACUUCGCCACUCAUCGAACUUCACUCUCUCAUCAGCAACCACCGACUCCUCUGCCCCCUCGGGUCUGUUUGAGAACCCCAAUGCGCGGCGAUCGGAGGAUAGCUCACCGAGUACGAAUACGUUCUCGACGCAGCUCAAGAAACUACUGGGCUAUUACUGCCUCGAGCAGAAGAUACUCGGUGAGCAGCACGAGAAGGACGUGGAUGACGAGGGUGAUCAGAAGGAUGACGAGCUGAGUUGGGCACUCGAGUGA
Molecule: messenger RNA, 1077 nt
Organism: Fomitopsis serialis
Lineage: Eukaryota; Fungi; Basidiomycota; Agaricomycetes; Polyporales; Fomitopsidaceae
Exons: 4
Coding region: 1-1077 (358 amino acids)
Source: RefSeq, a predicted model, not a curated record